AUGUCGGCCACUCAUGAUGCCCCACCACCAAUUCCUCCAAAACCAAGUAGCCAAGGAAGACCUCAAAAUGCCAAUGACAUCGAUCAUUUAUUAAAUUUGAUUGACGAGGAGUUAACAAUUUCACAGGAGACUUAUAAUCCUUCUCACUUAAAUAAUCCUUGUUGGAAUCAGCCAACAAGCUCAGCUCCUUUAAAUGUAAUAAGUUCACCUUCAAUCGAACCGAUAAAUUUAAGCCAUCGUUCAAAUAGGCUUAGCACAGAAAUUCCCUCUUCAAGUGUAGAAAACCUUACUCGGCGCACUUCCGGAAAUUCUUCAAUGACAAAUCGUUCACAACAAAAUGCAGCUUCAUAUAAUGUUCACGGUCCUGUGAAUUCAUAUCAACAGCAAUACAGCUCACAACCACCUUAUGGUCACUCGCAGCAACAAGCUUAUAAUACUAGUUCAAUGCCACAAGUGCAACAACCUUAUGGUAGUGCGCCAUUUUAUUCAAAUUAUAAUUAUUAUUCUAGCUUUCCUCGUGACCUUACCUCUCAAGGUUGGCCCAAUACAAGUACGCAGCAUUAUCAAAGUCCUCCUGCGAGACCGUUGCCGAACCCUCCAAUGUCAAACCCACCUUAUCAAGCUCCCUCACCAUAUGCUAAUCAACAAUAUAAUUACGGAGGAAGUUACGCAACCUCUUCAAUUCCUGGAGCAACUCCUAUUGUAAUGCCUGAUUUUCAUUCAUAUGCAUCGGCAGUAACUUCUCCUCUUCCAUAUCAUAACGAGCAGCAAAACCAGACGCAAAGAUGUGUCCCAUCCAUACCGUCAUUACCUAAUGAUCCUUACGAUGCUUAUCCGGUUGAGUCAGAUUACAGUCAAUUUAUGCAAUUCCCUUCCGCCGCCUCUGGGGUCCCUUUAUCUUAUUUUCCAUAUCAAUCUCAAGUAAAAAAUCGGACUUCGUUACGUGGUUCAAAUUCAAAUUCUAGUUCAGCACCCGCCAAAAAAUCAUAUGCAAAUGGUAUCAAUGGUUUAAUGGAUCCAGCAUUACUAUCCAAUAUAGCAUUAGCUUUUCGUGCCACUGUAAACCUGGGUACCCACGUAAAAGGUGCUUUGGAGUACCCAGAAAGUUUUACUGGUAUAGAUGCUGUGAAUACAAUUUAUUCUCUCUUACCAUGUGAUAUUCCACGUCGCGUGGCUUUGUCUAUGGCCCGUUCAUUAGAAGCACAACUCUACUUCCAUUCGAUAAAUUGGGCAACAAUUUCUGUUAUUAAUGAUAAUAAAGACGAGGUUUACGCAUUCCUUAACCCUGACCCCGGAUCACCAACGUUAUGGGAAUGGGAUGAAGAUUUUCCCACCGGUGUAUUUCCCGCCGUUUCGAAGUGCUAUAGUCCACGUUGUGGUAUUGAUGGUAAAGGAUGUUAUUCCAGGACUUGUUCGAACUAUGUUCCUGGCGUGAAUGAAAUUAAACCUGAUCCUUCGCUUAUUCCAAGCACACCGGUUGAUCUAGUUGCAGGUCCCACUGAUUCACAGGUUCAAGCGGCAUCGCAGGAGCAACGUACUUGGAUAAGCUCCGUUCCGAAAGAAAUAUUGGAUAGCGUCUCCAAAGAUGAGAAGAAACGUCAAGAAAUUAUAUUCGAAACUAUAUAUACGGAAGAUGAUUAUGUAAAGGAUUUAGAUCUUUUAGAUACGUUAUAUGUUCAAGGGCUUCGUUCAUCCCCAACUCCCAUAAUUCCACCGCCUGAUCUUGAUAAUUUCAUUCAAGACGUUUUUUAUAACGUUUUCGAAAUCAGGAAACACAACAAAGUCAUGCUAGGACGUUUGCAAAAACUGCAGAAAGAAAAUUAUGUAGUAAACAAUGUCGGUGAAAUAUUUUUAGAAUGUGCACUCGAGUUUGGAAAUGAUUACGUAACAUAUAAUGGGAAUUUUCCUCAUGCUGAUAAUACCAUAAAAAUUGAGAAAGCGAGAAAUCCAGAAUUUAAACGUUUUUUGGAGCAAUGUACACGAAAACCUGAAGCACGUAAACUUGAUUUCCGUCACUUUGUUCAAAGACCGACACAACGUUUACAACGGUACACAUUGCUACUUGAACAGAUUAUUAAAUACACGGCAGAUGAUAAUCAAGAUAAAAAAGUUUUGGAAAAUGCUUUGCAAAAAAUUCGAGAAUUAUGUAGGGAAAGUGAUAAUAGAGUUCACGAAGCUGAAAAACGAUUGAGAAUAGUAGAACUGGAACGGAAACUAGUGAAAAAGAACAACGAUCGAUGUGUUCGUGUUUUCCCUGAGCUUAAGCUUUCGGAUCCAAAUCGACAAUUGAUAUUUAAGGGAGAAUUACAAAAGAAGGCAGAUUUAGGUCUCGAAUGGCUGGACCUAUAUGUUUUUCUUUUUGAUCAUUAUUUGGUGAUGACAAAACCAAAGAAAGAUAUGCUUAUUGUAGAUUCGGGCUCAGAUAUUGUUCAACCCAACAAAUCCACAUUUUUCCCUAACCUUGGUAGCGCGCUUGACAAUCGAAAAAGAACAAAUAGUAUGGGUCAAAAUUCAGCCGCCACGCCUCUCGUUGCUGUUACCGAUCUUGAAGCACCCGAAAAUCUUUUAAGUCGACCGAGUUUACACUCUUUCACAAUCCUUCAUAUCGGUCGUAACGGGGGAACCUACCAGUUAUUUGCAGAUUCUGCUAAUACUCGUAGAAUGUGGAAGGAUAAGAUUGCGGAGGCACAAACUAAGCUUCAAUUAAGUAAGGCAAGUCAGCAAGUAUUUGAAUUAUUUACAUUGAACGAUGCGACAUUCGGGACAGCUUCAAUUGCGACUCCUGGAGGAUCACAUUCAACGAAUGCAUCAAAAGUCAAAGUAACUUGCUCCGUCCCUUUUGUUACCCCCGAAAAGCGUAACAUGGUUGCUAUUGGAACGGAAGAUGGUGUAUGGAUGGGAUUUGGAGGAGAAACCAAGACAUUUCGUCCAGUUUUGACGGGUAUCGGUAAUGUGAUGCAAAUGGCGGUGCUUGAAGAGUUCGGAAUUUUUGUUGUAUUAGUUGACAAAGCGCUAUGGGCUUAUUCAUUAGAAUCGUUGAUUCCAUCAUCCACAAGCACCAAUACAUCUGGCCGAACUCAGACUCGUCAAAGAUUAGCUAGCAGUAACAUUCAAUAUUUCAAUGUUGGCACUAUUAGAGACCGUACUUUCCUUGUUUUCAUGAAAAAGAAAGGACUAGAAAGUCAUUUUAAGGUUUUAGAACCCAUUGGAACAACCGGUCAACGUAAGGGCAUGUUUCAGAUGCGAAAUGAUUGGUUCAAAGAAUAUAAGUCGCUUCAAAAUGGAACAAUACCAGACCUUUCUCAUCCACAAUUCUCAAAUAUCGCACGAAGAUGUGACAAUUCCAAACCUCUGGGGAUGUUUAGAUUAGAUGAAAGUUACUCUAAUGAAUUCCUGUUGUGUUACGACGAAAUAUUCUUUUAUGUUGAUAAACAUGGCGAAUUAUCACGGACUACGGUAGUCCCAUGGGAAGGCAAGCCCGAAGCAGUUGCGUUACAAUUACCUUAUGUCAUCGGCUUUAAUCCUUUAUUCAUUGAAAUUCGGGACGUGCAUAAUGGAGAAUUAUGUCAAGUCAUUCCAGGCAAAAAUCUGCGAUGCUUGAAUGAUAAUUCUUCGGGUAGGAAUGCAAUACAUGCAGUGAUGCAACAUCCUUUUAACGACACACAAUACGUUUUUCAACUAGUAUUGGCUCAAAUAAGAAGAAACGAUAGUAUGAAAGGGACGCAUCGCUGA
This is a messenger RNA of Funneliformis mosseae, 3732 nucleotides long. The record is from the annotation of a GenBank genome assembly. Lineage: Eukaryota; Fungi; Glomeromycota; Glomeromycetes; Glomerales; Glomeraceae.